ACAAUCAACAAAGCAAACUGUCACAAUCAGAGAUGACGGAGAUGACCGAUGACACAGGUAACACCAGUAACACUGGUAAUACCGGUAAAAAUGAAAUAACCUGUAAAUAUUGCGAUAAAUCCUGUGAUUCGUACAAUAAUCCAAGUCUCAAGUGCAGUGGUGAAUGCUCUCGACAAAUUCACGUCAAGUGUCUCAAGCGAGGAGGAGUGCCAGGAUCUCUAAUUGGUGAUGUAUUCUUUAGUUUGUACUGCAUGGAGUGCAGUCCCCUCGGCGAGGAGACCAUCACCAGGGAGAAGAUGUCCUGGUUGAACAUCAUCAUCCUGACACUCUACAAUCUUCGUGAGAAAUCUAGUGGCAUAAGCAAACGCGGCUACUUUCACUGGAAAUCAGACAUCAGUACAUUUGUGGACAGAAACUGGGAUUAUCUGUUCCAGAAGAGCGUGAAGAGAAAGAAAAACUGGAUUGGAACGAUAUCGGGGACAUUGUCACAUUACAGUACAACUUUUUUUAAAUCCGGUACGAGUGAGCUGGGGGAGUCGGGCUGGUGGAGGCUGGUCGAUAUUGAUCCUCCGGAGGUGCUCAUUGCUAAGAAUAGUAAGAUGAUUGUUGAGAGGAAGAGGCAACCGGGGAGUAUCCAGGUUAAGGCUAUAAUUGCCUGCAGUCCUCCGAGGUCAGAAUCGAGUCUAUCUAUUGGAGAUGACAGCUGCACCGGGGAGUCUUCCAGGAUUCAGACACCCUCGAUGUUCUCGAGGGAGUACGUUCAGCCCUCUGAGGUCCUUUCGCAUUAUCUGAUGGCUGAUGAUGAGAUGCCAGAUAUGGGUUGUCUGGAUGUUGAAGACAGUGUCGAUCUGAGUGAUCAAUCUCUCUCUUACACAGAUCUCAUGAAGGAGUACCAGAGCCAGAGCACUUUACUCAGUGGUUUUAAUCCAGAGUGGAUGAACAACAUCUUGAAUCAAUCCACCAAUCAUUCUCAGGUGACAGAGAUCAAGCAGGAGGAAACGGAGAAUGAGAAUGGAAUCCCCGGCGAGGACAGCAAUGAGAGCGGUGAAGCAGUUGGAGAACCUCCAAAUUCACUGUUCACAGUUAAUAACACUCGGCAGCGGCCCUGGAAGAGGAAGGACAAGCCAUUAGUAAAGAAGAAACAGGAGAAGAUGAGCAAUUACGAGGUGUGCUAUCUUCUCCAGGGUGUCAACAAGAAACGUCUCGAGUCAGCCCCACCCUCAAUCCGGAGGUUCUAUCGCAAGCUAGCCCUCAGGAAGAUCAAGUACGACUGCAAUCUGCCAGUUCUGGACAUUGACAGUUUUACACUCAAAUCAGACAAGGAGAACAUGAAGAUGAUGAUGAGAAGGAGGAAUAGAGUGAUAGACCGUUUUUAUAAUGACAAUUUUAGUGUUAAUUUUGAGCAGAGGCUACAGGGACAUGCCGAACCCACUGCCAUUCACAGUCCAUACACCAACAGACUUUUAAAGCCUUUUAUAAGGCGAGAUAGAGACAGCCAUCCUCUGUGGCUGAGAGUCCUGGAUGAAAUGCAGGCUAAAGUCCAAUUGAACAGUGACGAUGUGGAGAUUGCGGAGAGAGGAACGAUCGAUUAUUGCUAUGUCAGGCCACAGCACAUACCAGCCAUGAAUAGCCUCUGCAGUCUAUUUUUUUGGCCUGGCAUCGAUCUCACUGAGUGUCUACAGUAUCCUGAUUUCACCUGUGUCGUUCUCUACAAAAAACUCAUCAUUGGAUUGGCCAUUCUCGUGCCAGACGUUGGAUACAACGAGGCAUACAUCUCAUUCCUCUUCACAAGGCCUGAGUGGAGGAGAUGUGGCAUCGGAACUUUCAUGCUAUAUCAUUUGAUACAAACGUGCAUGGGAAAGGAUGUGACUCUUCAUGUCUCUGUGACUAAUCCCGCAAUAAUUCUUUAUCAGAAAUUUGGAUUCAAGAUAGAGGAGUUUGUUCAGGAUUUUUAUGACAAGUACAUGGCACCUGGACCGAGAGAGUCCAGACAUGCGUUGUUCUUAAGGCUGAGCAGAUGAUUUAUUUAUCAAACCAUGCAAUUAUCUCUUGAAAUUAAUAAAAAAAAAAGGGUUUUCAAUUCUCUCUGUUUAUAUCUGCUUUCGAUUCAAUUUUUUAGACUGUUAACAGUUAUUUUUAUUAAGUUAUCGGUUUACAGAAAUUUAGAGCAAUACUGAACGACUCCAUUCCGUGGUUGUGUGCUCGAUUAAUGAGAUCAAUUAAUCAUCAAUGAAAAAACUUCUUUUGGUACAGAUUGUGCACGAAAUAAUCCAAGAAAAAUAUCUAUUUUACAUAUUUAGUUUGACAUAUAUUACGCUGGUCCCUUCCAUAAUAAACUGAGUCCAUCUCCACGUGAAUUUUCAACUCAACACUUUAAUUAUCUAUCGAAAU
Molecule: messenger RNA, 2391 nt
Organism: Fopius arisanus
Lineage: Eukaryota; Metazoa; Arthropoda; Insecta; Hymenoptera; Braconidae
Gene: Atac2
Product: Ada2a-containing complex component 2
Exons: 1
Coding region: 33-2021 (662 amino acids)
Molecular function (GO): histone acetyltransferase activity
Source: RefSeq, a predicted model, not a curated record